AUGUUUCAAUAACAAAGCGGGAUAGACAUAAUGACGUGCUUAAGGAACCUAAUUGCCAUGAUCUGCUCCACCGGAAAGAGACAAUUGAGAUUUUUACACGGGGAAAAACUCCGUGUAAUAUGUCCAUCAGAUAGGAAAUAGACUCUAAAAGGCAAAAUGAUUGAUAAUAACUCGUGAUGGCAAUUUGGUCUAAUAAAUUAGAUGAGUUUUCAAAAUGUGUGGAGAAAGUAUGGUCGUAACCAUGAUUAUGUUAAUUUUUUAUCUUCGACUUUCCAUUGCAAAGCUUUGUGAAAGAUCCGGAGUUCUGGAAUGCUGUCUUGGAUAUAAUUGGAACAAGAUAGAGAACAGAUGUAUUCCAUGUGGCAAGGGCUAUAUUGGACAAAACUGUAGAGUCCCUUGCCCUUCUCCGUAUUAUGGUCAGGAAUGUACAUCACUGUGCAGCUGUGCUGAUGAACAGUAUUGUAACCACGUUCAUGGAUGUAUAAAACCACAAGGGGAUGCCUGUCAAAAUCCAAUGCUAAAGCCAGAGGAAUACAUGAAAAUCACGUCUCUUAUGUGGACUGUUAUAGUUUGUCUGGUUGUCAUAUCUAUAACUUUUUUCAGUACAUACUUGUACCUCAAACACAGAAAGAAACCAAAUGUAGAUGUGUCACAGACUUUGUAAAGCUAAUAAAUUGUUUUAUUUACAUUUAUGAUUAAUGGUGUAUUUUCCAUUAAUUUUAUCUUUAUAUAUUUGCAAAUAAAAGCAAUA
Molecule: messenger RNA, 751 nt
Organism: Magallana angulata
Lineage: Eukaryota; Metazoa; Mollusca; Bivalvia; Ostreida; Ostreidae
Product: multiple epidermal growth factor-like domains protein 10
Exons: 4
Coding region: 215-664 (149 amino acids)
Source: RefSeq, a predicted model, not a curated record